AUUCCAUUCCAUCUCAAUGCGCGAAAACCGCGAAUAUUUCGUCUAAAAAUUAGUCAAUUUCGGAUUUACCUCCGAUUAUUUAUUAUUUUUAAGUAAUUCUUAAAUUUAAAAAACACCAUCAUGAGUCAAAGUGUAGUUUUACGUCGCCGUUUGGCCUACAAUACCAAAAGCAACCGCAGACGAAUGGUGCGAACUCCUGGAGGAAGGCUCGUGUAUCAAUAUUUAAAGAAACCAAAACAGGUUCCAAAGUGUGGGCAAUGUAAAAUCAAAUUACACGGUAUUAAACCAGCUCGAUCCGUUGAAAAAUCUCGUAUGUGCAAACGUGUAAAGACAGUAACCCGAUCGUACGGAGGAGUUCUAUGUCAUCAAUGUGUUCGUGAAAAAAUUAUUCGUUCGUUCCUGAUCGAAGAGCAAAAAAUCGUUUUGAAAGUGAUGAAAGCUCAGAAGAAAGGUGGUAAAAAAACCCGUUACUGUAUAACUUUGUUCGUAAUUAUUUAAUAAAUUUUGUUUUUUAUACGUU
This is a messenger RNA of Planococcus citri (citrus mealybug), 520 nucleotides long. Its product is annotated as large ribosomal subunit protein eL34-like. Gene Ontology annotation, biological process: translation. The transcript has 4 exons. Gene Ontology annotation, molecular function: structural constituent of ribosome. The record is from RefSeq and is a predicted model, not a curated record. NCBI's taxonomy places the organism in Eukaryota, Metazoa, Arthropoda, Insecta, Hemiptera, Pseudococcidae. The coding region runs from base 121 to 498 and encodes 125 amino acids. Gene Ontology annotation, cellular component: ribosome; cytosolic large ribosomal subunit.